Messenger RNA from Hansenula anomala, 351 nucleotides. RefSeq lists its product as uncharacterized. The coding region runs from base 1 to 351 and encodes 116 amino acids. Lineage: Eukaryota; Fungi; Ascomycota; Saccharomycetes; Phaffomycetales; Wickerhamomycetaceae. The record is from RefSeq and is a predicted model, not a curated record. The transcript has 3 exons.
AUGCUUGGAAUACCCAUUGAAAGAAUUGGACAAACAUAUAAGUUACCAAUAGACCUGGAGAGUCAGGAUGGGCCAGAUUUGAGUUGUCAUUGUGAAAGAUGUGAAUAUAAGAAAGAUAGCGAAGGAAAAGUUUCAACGAAUUUCUAUUAUGGAGUUUUAGUGUUUCCUCUAUGGAUCAUGAAUGUAUUUUUAUACCUCAAGAGUUGGACAUUGGAUGAUCAAUUUGAAUUUAGUCAACAAGUUCAGGAAGAGCAUAGAGAUGAGAUCACAUUAUUACAACCAGAAUCAAUAACUAGUCUAGGUUUGAUAAAUGGGUUCAUUGGAGUGUUAUGGGACUAUUUCUUGAUCUAA